Molecule: messenger RNA, 1442 nt
Organism: Polyodon spathula (Mississippi paddlefish)
Lineage: Eukaryota; Metazoa; Chordata; Actinopteri; Acipenseriformes; Polyodontidae
Product: snRNA-activating protein complex subunit 5-like
Exons: 5
Coding region: 400-708 (102 amino acids)
Biological process (GO): transcription initiation at RNA polymerase III promoter; transcription by RNA polymerase II
Cellular component (GO): nucleus
Source: RefSeq, a predicted model, not a curated record
CAAAACACACACACGGAGCUAUCUGCUUUUCAGUAAGUCUGGUUCGAGUGCUGUAGCACCGUCACAUUGCAAACACAUUGCACUUCGCGAGUAUUAUAUCUGAAAUAAGGAUGACACAGCUGAAGUCAUGACUGUGCGGUCCCUGCGUCGCUCCUCACCAUCCAGGGAUUCAGUACAGUAGCAUUGGCCAGAACGCAGCAGGCCGCAGUGUGGGUGCUGUACUUGGGGGGAGUGGUUUGAGAAUGCGUUCAGCCAAUACGUAGAUAAACUGUGAAUUUCCCUGGUGAUUGGGCUGCCUGGUUUGACUGUGUUUUCAGGGAUCAGUGGUGCCGGUAAUUUGUACUGGAGGAUGGUUUAACGUACUGUCCAGCUAAAGCAGUCCAAGUUUAAAAGCAAACCAUGUUGAGCAGACUGCAAGAGCUGAAGAAGGAAGAGGAGACCCUGCUGAAGGUCAAGGCUGUGUUGCAGGACCAGCUCAACAGACUGAAGGUGGAGGAGCUGGCUCUGCAGUCCAUGAUAAGCACAGAGCGGGAGCACAGUGAUGCAUCCAGCCCAGCCCAGCCUGACCUCGCAGAGAUUGCCAUGCAGGUCGACGAUGAAAGCAAAAUCAAUCAGACUGAACUUCAGCUAAACUCCUUUGCUGUGGAACAAGGCCUGGAGGAGGAGCAGGAGGAAGAGGAGGAGGAAGAAGAGGAAGAGGACAACUGAACUCCAGAGGCGAUUACCAGAGGCGUAUCUAAUAGACUUGUGCCCCUUAUUGUCAGUCAGUGAAUACUCAGUAGAAAGCACAAACCUGGCACAGCACCAGGUCCAGUUUCUGUCUGUACCAAAGAAUGUGCUGUGUAUCGCUACCAAAGAAAAUGUUGUUCAUUUUCUAAAUGCCAGCGUAGGGCACCCACCUUACACAGAGAGAUGAGGCAGCGCGUGCUUCUUACAAAGUGCACUGUAUUUGCUUGCAGUCUGACUCCACCAUUUAUUCUGGGAUGCCAAAAGCAUGACUAAGGUCUGCAGUUUCGAUCAUGCUUUGAUUUUGAAGUGAACUACGGGCACUGCCUGCCAGUUUUAGAUGUAUUCAUGUCAGUAAGGUGAGGAGCUGACAUGAAUACAUUUUCUCAAAAUAUCUGGCAUCUCUUCUGUUCACCACACCUUCUUCGUCCUUUAGUUCCUUUUUUGAGUAUGUCACUGAUUUUACUGAAGAAACUUAGCUCUUUCUUAUGCAGCAGAGCUGUUUAUGAAGCUUAACAAUCUUUAAAAAGCUUUUUUUUAUUUUUGUUACAGUUUAAUAUAACUGCACUGUCUCAAUCAUGAAGAGAAAACAAUGCUACUGUUGAGCCUGAAUGCUAGUUUUCUUAUUUUUAGUUUAACGGAACAGUGUAAGCAAGUGUUAUCCUUAGAAGGAUCUUUUUGGUUUUUGAAAAGUGGGUAUUUGAUUAAUAAUAAUA